Durusdinium trenchii is the source of this 339-nucleotide messenger RNA. The record is from the annotation of a GenBank genome assembly. NCBI's taxonomy places the organism in Eukaryota, Dinophyceae, Suessiales, Symbiodiniaceae.
AUGCAUCGGCAUCCUCCGCCUGCGGAGCUCAGGCCGAAAUUAGUGCAAUGUCCGGUCAUGGAUGAUGAUGGACGCCAAGAAGGCCGCGGUUCCGACCGCAUCUUCGUGGUGAACUUGGCCAAGACCUACGCGUGUCCCUUCGUGGACAACAGCAACUACCGGGAACAGGUUUGGUCUGGCCACGAGAUAUGGCCCUGGCUACAGAAAGGCGGCCUAGCUCAGAAGGCCACCCUGCGCCGCUGGAGGGGCGACUGUUCCAAGCCGGCUGGAAGUUUGAUUGGAUGUUCCUUUUGCAUCCUUUUGCUUUUCCUUCAACUGGUCAUUUGUUCCCUCUCUUGA